Oldenlandia corymbosa var. corymbosa is the source of this 2869-nucleotide messenger RNA. NCBI's taxonomy places the organism in Eukaryota, Viridiplantae, Streptophyta, Magnoliopsida, Gentianales, Rubiaceae. The record is from the annotation of a GenBank genome assembly.
CCCUACUUCACACAACAAAAAGCAUCGGCAUAUAUGCUGAUUGAAUCAGCCUAACUAUAACAAAAUUAUAAUUUGACCCAUUUAAAUUCUUUUAAUUCUAUUUUGGCCCUUAAAAGCCAUGAAUGCUUUAGUCCUUCUUUAGCAUUAAUUAAAUUUAAAAGGGCUAAACUAUAAUUUAAAAUUGUUAGUAUGGUCUGUUUAGCUCAUCAGUAGUAUGUAAUUUUCAGUGAAUGAUUAUGGAUUAAUGAAGAAAAACAAUAUUUUCUCCCCCAAAUUCUCAUCUCAAUCCCUAGAUCAAAUUCUCCUUUUCUUCCCUUUGUUCCCAAGAUUCCUCUGAAAUCUAAAUUUCUACUAUAGGCUUCGUCAUCUUCCUCCCGUCUUCUUCUCCAAACCCGGCCGCCGCUGCAACUGUCGGCGGACGAAAAGGUCCAGGAAUCCAUUGCUUACUUCAUCUAACUCAUCUCUGUUCUUCUCCUCUUCUUCCUUUGUUUCCUUUUUUUUUUUUCACCAGGACCUCUAGGUGAAAUGCCCACCAACGACGCUUCGCAAGGGGCAUCAAACUGUUAUCUUUUCAAAAGCCGCUUGCAAGAGUUUGCUCAGAAACUUGGAUUGCCCAGGCCUGUUUAUGAAACUGUGAAGGGAGGGCCUCCCCAUGAACCCACAUUUAGCUCAACCGUGAUUUUGAAUAAUGUUAGAUACGAUUCUCUUUCUGGGUUUCAUAAUAGAAAAGGUGCUGAGCAAUCAGCUGCAGAAGUAGCCCUUUUGCAACUCUCUAAGUCAAGAACCACGGUAGAAAGCAUUUCGCAACCAGUGGUAAGAUUCUAUUUUCAUUUAGGAACUAUUUUUUCAUGGUCUUGUCUUGUGCCUUUUUGUCAAGGAGGAGAAGAUGUCCCAGUAGGUAACUGUCUCAAGAUGAUUAAAUUGUUCAUUUUGAGUCUACCAGGCAUUAUACUUGACUAUGAACAGCUAAAUUUACUGUUUGGUAUUAUUGAUGUGUGUAGGUUACUAGUGAUUGUAGAGGAACCAGGUUAAGAAAACUCACUUGUAAAUAUAACUGGAUUACGUACAUUGGUUGUCAGUUAGAUUGAAUAGCUGGGCAAGUUUUCUCAUCAUUUAUGGUUGUUUUAUAUGAGAAUGAGAGAUAUGAUUCAUUUUAUCAUGUGGCAGUAAGAAAACUUCACAUUUAAUUAUAUUAUAACUGGAUUGCGUACAUUGAUUCUCAGGUAGAUUGAAUAGGUGGGCAGGCUUCUCAGCGCUUAUGGUUGUUUUAUUGGGGAACGAGAGAUAUGGUUCAAUUUGUCAUGUGGCAGGUCUUAAAGUUGGAAGUACUAAUAUGCAUGAAAAUGUGGUCAUUUGUUUAUAGAACUCACAGUGGCAAGCUGAAUUCUGUUAUAAUUUUCGGGAGACAUUCUCAGCUCCCGAUUACUUCGUACAUCCUUGGAUAUUCACUAACAUCGUGUUUAUUUCAGCAUGAGACAGGUUUGUGCAAAAACUUGUUGCAGGAAUUUGCUCAGAAAAUGAACUAUGCAUUACCAGUUUAUCAUUGUCAAAAGGUUGAGACUCCGGGCAGGGGAUCAUCGUAUUCUUGUACUGUUGAGACUGGGGGAAUGAAAUAUAUUGGAGGAGCGGCAAAAACUAAAAAGGAAGCUGAGAUUAAAGCUGCCCGUACUGCUUUGUUAGCUAUCCAGGCUAAUUAUUCUUCAGCUGAGUCUUCGGAUGAUGAUUCGGGGGAUGAUGAUUUGGUGCUUACUGUAGUUCCAUUUAAGAAGAAAGAACCCGAAGAAAAUACUGCUGCAGUCAAAAGAAAGAAAAAGCAUUCAAAAAAGAAAUUCAAGAAGAGAAAACGUGCGAAAGAUAAUCGUGGUCAAAACAAAGGGGAUGAGAGCCUCCCUGUGGAUGAUAAUGUUGGACCUGGAGAUCUCAACGGUGGUAGUGUCGUCCAACCAAGUGAUUAUAAAGUUUUACCAGCUGAAGUGGCGGAUUCUAUAUGUCCUGUGGAAGAUAAUGUUGGAUCUGCUGAUAUCAACAGUGGUAGUGUCUUUAAAGCAACCGAUUUUGUAGUUUUAUCAGCUGAAGACACAGAUCCUAAAAGCCAUGUGGAAGACAAUGUUGAACUUGGUGAUAUCAAUGGUGGUAGCCACGUGAAAGCAACCAAUUUUGAAGUUUUACCAGCUGAAAUAAUGCAUUCGAAGUGUAUAGCAGCUGAUAAUGUUAGACCUGGUGAUAUCAACAGUGGUGUCGUCAAAUCAACUGAUUUUGAAGCUUUACCAGUUGGAGUGGAAAAUUCUAGUUUCCCUGAUGUGGGAGUUGAUUCAAUCCCCUACUGGAACUGGAAUGCGUAUUCCUAUCCAAAUAUCAAUCCUUAUAAUCAUGGUGCCGUUGGAAGUUACCCUUGUAAUAGCGACGAUGCUGCAACCCUGAUAUGCAAGGGAGAUUUUCAUCCAGAGCCUGCCAAUUGUGGUGGAAACCGUUUGGUUUCGUGCGUUGAGGAUAUUGGGGAAGGUUCUUUGGAUGGGCUGUUUGAAGAUUUAACCCCUUAAAAGUAAAAAUCCCACCACAUUUUGGUGUCAACUUCUAAAAUCCUGGUAUUUCGCUGUCUGGUGAGCAGUUCCACCAGGGAAUUAGAAAAUUCUAAAAAUUAGAGAUUCAGGAUGAAGAUGGUGAGCUCAUCUUGCAUGUUAGUUCAGGCUAUGUAAAGUUAUGUAGUACCAGUGUCCAUGUAUUUUGAUGUGCUUCGUAUCGGCCCGGGUUUUUGUGAAGAAGUGGAAAUGUGAAGUUUAAAAUCUUGAUCAAGAAUUCAAAUCUUGGAAAAAGCAAAUAGAUAAAUGGUUAGGGUGGUUCUAAAUUUUAAAAAAAUAGUUAAACAGUU